CUGGUUCUCUCAAUCAUUUGACCUUGGGUCUAUCAAUAACAUCUGCAACCAAAGUACACGAACCAUCUACUAACUGCUACUAACAAGCAAUCCAUUGGAAUCAUACAUAUAUACUUUCUGAUCCACUGCAACAAGUAAACAACGCGUCUCGUCCUCGCCCCUAUAUAACUCACCGUCUCUCCCAGUUCUUCUUCUCACUUUACAAACUUCUCCAUUACCAGAGACUACUUGUUCCAAACAGCUCGACCGUGACAGAUUCAUCUUGUUCGCUCGAUCAAAGCUACAAACCAAUUCAUCACAAUUCCAUGCAACUCGACUCUCAUCGUUGUCAACCAAGCUUCGCAGAAAUGCAUUUUCCACUCUUCCGCCGCUGUGGCGCGCUUCCCACCGCAACUUCUACUCCUCAUGAUGCUCUCCCUGCCACUGACCCCAAUGGCCCAGUCGAAGACUGGCAAACUGUCCGCCGCUUCCAUUUCAGGAUGAUGCGAAAGCAAGUCCGCAGUGUCAUCUUUAUGAUGGCACUCAUGGAAGCUCUUCGCCAUGGCCCUCUCCAACUUGCCUACUCUGGCAAACAUGGCUACCCUCAACCUGGUCCAGAGGACUUUGGUAUUGCCUACAAUGUGGGCUACUUCUUGAGCUGGCUCUAUGUGUGCUUGUUCAUGAUCGUUUAUGUCCCCCUCUUCAGUUGGUGGGUUCCAAAGUCUGAACCAUCCGACUCCACCGACCCCUCUGCCACCGACAAGCUUGCCCAUGUCCUCAAGGUUAUCAACAUGUACCUUAUUCCGUUCACCAUUGGCAUUGCCCUUGUCCAACAUCUCUUCUACAUUGUGUCAUGCUUCAUCUAUGUCGACUCGCGAGCAAAGAAAUCCUGCGCCUUUCCUCCCAACACACGCAAGAAUUGGAUUGUCCGCGGCUUGUUCCUCCUCGGCAUCGCCAUCUCCACUAUCUCUGGCUACUUCAUCUUCAAGAUGCUCGCAGCACAAGAUCUCGCUCAUGUCAAAGACAUUGAAUACUACAUUAUUGUUGUUCCCUUCCAGAUCAACUUUGGCAUCUUCCUCGGAACCAUAAUGCAAUUCCGCAUGGAAAAGAUUGCCGCUCGUCGUGCUGCCAAAGCUGCUCGCGCCGAAUUCAAUGCUUCAUACUCUGAAAAACAAAGACUUCUCGACGUCUAGCUUACGAUUGGGAAAUCAGUCAAGAACAAGACUUCAAAAAUUUUUACCGAAGUGGUCUAUAAAUCAACUCCAAUCGUUCUUCCUCCUGUUCGGUCCAAGAAAACCACCACCAAGUCUACUGCCACUGCCUCUGCCACUGCCUCCAAGACGGCUACUACUACUUCUGCCGAUACAAUUGCCAAUGACACUGCCACUACAACCAGGAGACGACCUGUAAAUCAUGCCACGAUUUUACAGAUCGAUCCUAGUCAGCCAAGAACGUCAACGGACCCUCUCUCUGUCAUUGCGACAACCUUCGAGGACCACAAAGCGGCCCAGGUCCUCGAAGCAAAGUACAUUGUGGCCAACCAACGAGUCCGAAUAUGGAACAAACUUGUUCGGGCUGGGGCGGGCAUCGGCGGCUUCGACCCGGCGGAGCCCCGGGUCCUCGACAAACUAGCCUGGGAGCUAGUUGUCGAGGGCCAGGGCCGGAAGCCGGUCGUGCCUGUGGGUGCCCGCCGGCUGAGGCGGACUGGCCGCCUGUCCGAUUAUUCGGGCAGUUGGUCCAGAGGGGGUGAAUAGGGGCAUGGGGGGAGGACGACUAUCAUUAUAUAUAUUGUUAUGGGGGAGGGCACCACUAUCAUCAGGCAUUAUUAGGCAUUAUUAGGCGGGUGGGGACCGGGACAACUAUAUUCAUAUUCAUUGUUAGGAAGGGCGGUCCCUUAAAGGUAUUAAAUAGUAUUAUUGUUAUAAAUGAAUGAUUCAUGCAA
Exophiala mesophila is the source of this 1921-nucleotide messenger RNA. RefSeq lists its product as uncharacterized. The record is from RefSeq and is a predicted model, not a curated record. Bases 306 to 1172 code for a protein of 288 amino acids. NCBI's taxonomy places the organism in Eukaryota, Fungi, Ascomycota, Eurotiomycetes, Chaetothyriales, Herpotrichiellaceae. The transcript has 3 exons.